AAAAAACUUUUCUUAUGGUGGAGAGACGUGUGUUUGAUUAGUGGAUAAUAAUCAUAAUUUUGCAGCAAGAUUUUGUGCCUUGAGUGGUUUAUUUUAUGUGCAUUUGCCUCGACGUUAUUGCUACACCAAGAAAAGCAGUUUUUCGCAAAGGAAAAAGCAAUAUACUAGUAAAUAACCGCAGAAUGCGACGCAAAACUGCCGCGAAAACAUCUCCGGAUAAGACAUCUCGGCGUACGUCCAGACGUGGCCGAAAAUCGCCUAGUGUAAACUCCGAUCGAGAGGAGGAUCAUGAUAAAGAGCUGGAAGCUGAGGCAGCCGAACAAGCAGAGUCUGAUGAGAGUGGUUCUGAACAAGAGGAAACCCAGAGAAAAGGUAAAGUACGCAGAAAUACCCGAGCAAAGUCGUCUGAAGAGAGGUCGCUCGUAAAACCAAGGAGGAAUCCUCGUCGUAAGUCACAAUCAGUGGAACCUUCUGAUCAAGAUGAAAGUGAAAAGGAAGAGAAUGGUGAGCAAGGAAAAAUUAUUGAAACGGAUGUGAUGGAAACAAUUCCGGAGGAAAAACCGGAAGAAAUUCCUGAGACUAGUGAAGUAUCUGAAUAUAAGGAGAAUGUUCAUGUUGAAAUUGAUGCUCUUUUGGAACCAGAGCCGGAAGAAAAUAACGCUCAGGUAGAGGUAACAGAAUCAUCAUCAGAACAACACAACGGAGACAAUGCAGAACCAGACCAAUCUGAACCUGUGGAGAACGUCAGAACAGAUGUGUGUGAACAGUCCCGAGAGUCGGGUGAAGUGGAUUCAGAGAGUGUGCAGGAAGAAGAAAGCCAACAUAUGUCGCUUAAACAAGAAGAGAUCACCAAAGAAGCUUCCCCUGUGAAAGAAGUUUCAGAGGAUGAUUCCUCGUCGCAAGAAAGUCCGCCUCAAAUACCACCACCGAAACCUGCGCGAAAGUCUCGCUUUAGCUCUCGCUCUAAAUCACCUGAAAUAAUAAAUACGAUUGUUCAAAUGCCAGCUAAACAAGAUGAUGACAAAAAUGAUGAAGAACUUGAAGCAGGAGAAAUUAAAGACGAUCCGGUUCUUGUGCGCAGCCCGGAAAAGAAAUUAACUGAUGAUAAACCAGUUCGUAAGCCAUUGCAACGGAAACGGCGCUGGCUGUCUUCUAAAACUGAUGCAAAGUCUUCGGUGAUAACCAUAUCCACCGAUUCGCUGAAAAAUAUUAUUUCCGAACCGGUACAACCGGUUCCACUUGCAGAUAUAAAGCUAGAAUCUUCACCAGAACCGGAGGAGAUCGUUGACAGUAAUGAAGACCAACCGACUGCGGAACGUCGCCAUUCUAGGGACAAAUUAUCCUCAAAACCACCCGAGAAGGAAAACAUUGAGCAGGACGUCGAAGUAGAGCACAAACCAAAGUUGGCGGACAAGAAUAUCAUUACACGUAAGAUAAGCAUGGUCAGCGAUAAAGGGAACAACUUGGUCACUAGACCGCCCAGCCCGGCUCGUCACCAUUCCAGUAACAUUCUCUACAUAACGAACCUGGUGCGGCCAUUUACUGUGCUACAGUUGAAAGGUUUGCUGGCUAGGACGGGGAAAAUCGUAGAGAACGGAUUUUGGAUUGAUAAAAUUAAAUCCAAGUGCUUUGUGAAAUACGAGACUGAGGACGAAGCGGUUGAAACGCGUCAUGCCCUGCACGGUGUUCGGUGGCCUACGUCGAACCCGAAAUGUCUGAAUGUUGACUUUGGUACCGAGUCCGCCAUGGAAAAGGCCAUUAUUUCAACGUUGGACGACGCUGGAACAACGAGAAUAACGAUCGACAACUCCAAGGAAGCGAGAGAGUUUGGUUGGAGCCGCGAUUCAAUGAAGCAGAAUGAGGAUUUGCACGUUACGAGACCAGUGCGGGAAUGGGAUCUUGGCAAAAAGGAUACCUUUGAUCACGAUCGCAUCGAAGGAGAUAGGAGUGGCCGCGACAAGGAUAGGGAUCGAGACCGGGAACGUGAUCGCGACCGUGACCUGGAUAGGGAGCGGGAUCGCAGUGGUCGCAACGAGGGACGCGGAGAUCGCAGCGCACCAGGCGGGAGGAGGCGUUCGACAGAACGGGACUACGGAAGGGACCGGAACCGGGAUCGAAGGCGAAACAGCACCAGCUUAUCGCCUGCGAGAAAAUUCAAGAAGAAGGAGAACGAGCCCCCCAUCAGAUUGUUGGACGAUCUUUUCAGGAAGACAAAGACGAUACCAUGUAUCUAUUGGUUACCGUUGACUGCUGAGCAGAUUGCCGUAAAGGAAGAACAACGUCGCAAAAACUUGAUUGAAACACAACGGCGUCAGGAAGAGGCGCGUAAGCAGGAGGAAGAACGUCGUAAAGAGCGCGAGCGUCGUGACCGUGAGCGCCGUGAACGUAUUCGCUCGAACUCGCGGGAUCGUCGUCGUCGCUCGCGAACCCGUGACGAUGCGCGACGACGUCACCGAUAAGCGGUUUCGAGAGCCUAUAAGAAGAACGAAACAAAAGACAGAGAUAGCAAACGGAUCCACGGACGCCGCUAGCACGCGUAGCAAGGGAUUUUCAGUGAAAUUGAGAGUCCACUUUCCAGGAGAACCCGUUUUCGUGUACUCGGCGACGAAUCCAAAUAGGGUCUGUGCGCAAUGUUAUUGUUUCUUUUUAUCAUUAACUCUCAUCCAGAUUUUAGUUUUUCCCUGGUUCUUGUUUCUAUCAUUUUUUUGUUUUCGUUCUUUUUCCUAAUUUUACAGUCAAUGUAUAUUGUUUCAAUCGUUCCAAUUGAUUGUGGCAAUUUAUUUACUUUCGCGUCAUUUUAGACUCGCCAAAGUAUAAUUUAACAACAGUUUGUUUUGCUUUCAGUUUCUCACUAAACUAUAUAGUGGUAAAAAUCAUUCACUAGCAAAACAUUGUUUCGUUUUCGAAAACAAAACAGUAUUUGCUAAUAUUCGUCGUUUAAACUGUUCUAUUACAAUAUACUAACAUUUUCCUACAAGUUAAGCAACAGUUCACAAUUUACUACAAUAUUAGAAGUACAUAGAUAGGAGUAUAAACAGCUUGCGCAAUAAUAAUGAUUAGUCCAGCAGUUGAUCCCAACUCUACAGGAUUUCGAGUUAUCAGUGGGGAAGGAAAGCAGUUACAUAAAAAGAGACAGAAAAGAAACGUUAUUCACACUGAGCGACGAAUGUUACAACCACAGAUCAAUAAGCAACCUUCUCUUCUAUGUA
Messenger RNA from Topomyia yanbarensis, 3209 nucleotides. It is a transcript of the gene Acn, whose product is annotated as apoptotic chromatin condensation inducer in the nucleus. The coding region runs from base 96 to 2459 and encodes 787 amino acids. NCBI's taxonomy places the organism in Eukaryota, Metazoa, Arthropoda, Insecta, Diptera, Culicidae. Gene Ontology annotation, molecular function: RNA binding. The transcript has 7 exons. The record is from RefSeq and is a predicted model, not a curated record.